CUUGUGUUCAGGAUCUACUGAACGUCGAGAUUGUGGCGGCACAAGCCAGGAGCCGGGUCCUUGCGACGGAGACUUCGAUUUACAACAGCUUCUCCCUGGUCUUUCGCAACGUGAAACACACGACUUAAGACUACGGGGAUCGCAACAAGUCACUUUGUCUAGAUUGCUCUCCGCCACGAUCAUCUUAACUCAGACCGAAGCAUCGGCAAUGGUGUUAAUGUGUAGAGUUGUAGAAUGAAGCAGGAGUGACUGUAGUUGUCGUCGUCGUCGUGAUUGUGGUGGUUGUUGUUUAAAAUUCUUGUAGUUGAGAACUGGAGUAGCAGUUGGAGCAGUUGGGAUAUCUGGUGUAGGGGUGAGAAUCAGGGUUGAGAGGGUAGCAGAUGGCUGUGGCGAUGGAGGUUGCGUGGAGGGGUGUGGAAUUAGGCAGUAGCCCGGUGGUGUUGGAAAUGAGCAAGAAGCGUGCGUGGGGUGCGGACACAGAAAAAUUGAUGCAGUUCAUGAUGGGCCAGUUUGGAAGCUCCUCCUCUAGCGGGGUGAAGCAGGUGGAGGUAACGCUAGAUUUGCUUGGCACUGCUGCUGGUUCGUCGCCUGUCAGGGGGUCUGAAUUGGACUGCAACUCCUCGGCUGAGUUUCUGGAACUAGACCCCGAUCAGCCCCUCCCCGCCGACUGGGAGAAGUGCCUUGAUUUGAAGACAGGAGAGCUUUACUUCGUGAACAAGAGCACGGGUGUGAGGACGAGCGAGGAUCCACGGAAGGUGCAACAAAGGGUCGUUGCCGUGAUGACCCGAGCAGUUGACUCGGUGCCUACAGCAUCACCUCUUGCGCACGAGUUUCUCGGCAGCAAGAGGUCGGAGACACUUCGUGAGGAGAGCCUAAGGACUUCGACAUCUUCUGGUUCCUCGGGAGGCACAAGCCCCCGAAAUACCAACAUCCCAGGACACCAGCUUCUUUCUUUCUCCACUGGCAAGCAACUAUGGAAUUUGCAGCUGGACGACCGCAGAACUGUGAGUCUAAACAGGACCGGAAGCCCCAAGGCGCAAGCCCCACCGUUCCUCAGUUUUUCAGACGAGGAGGAAUCUAACCUAGAGCUGGACUUGAACUUGGCCGCUGGCGGAAACUCCCCCCGCUUGCAGCAACAUAAUCAGCAACAGAGCGUCUGCACGAUGGAGAUGGUAGAGAAAGCUUUGAAAAGAACGGAGAAGGCUUUGGGGAAGCGAGAGAUGCCGACCACCAGUUUCGGCCCUAAACAAUCCGGUUCAUCGUCCUUCUCUUCGCUCCCAUCCGCUCGGGGCGAGUCGUGGUCGCAUUCCUCUCCGUCCACCAGCAGCUCCUCUUCCACAUCCUCAAGAUCUGGUCAUCAGGGAGCAUCACAUCACGACGACUCCCAGAGGUUGAGGCCCUCUGCUCCAGGGGUUUCUGAAGCGGAGAGUCGGAAAAUUGAGACCACUGUCACUGGCGCCCUUGUGAUGGGAGCGUGCACGAGGUGUCUCAUGUACGUGAUGCUGAACAAGAGCGACCCCAAGUGCCCGCGAUGCGAGAACGAAGUGCCGCUGGACUUCAGCUCUCCGCCGUCGGGCAAGAGGCAACGAGUGGAGACUUUCAAAAUUCAGAUGUCGUGAUCCUAGUCCAUUCCAUUAGCUUCUGUUAGUUAUACAACAAGUAGCUUCUUAAGUUUCCUGUUCCCUUGCCACUGGAAUCGUCCAGAUUUCUUGUAAGAAACUCUUCGGAGAGUCUUCGUGAUCGAAGCAGGAGGGAGAAGGAACUGGAGUUGGUUUGUUUCUCUGCUCGAGAACAUAAUUAAGGGUUCAAGAGAAAAGUGCUCUCUCCUCGUGUACAUUGUAAAGUUGUAGUUAGGCUUAAAAAGAAGAUACAUUGCUGUCGCUGUUAAAGCAGCGGCAGGAAUCUGUACCAUGUUUUUAUCACUCACAGUAAAAAUUACUGAUGCUACUAGAGAAUCACCACACA
Molecule: messenger RNA, 1965 nt
Organism: Physcomitrium patens
Lineage: Eukaryota; Viridiplantae; Streptophyta; Bryopsida; Funariales; Funariaceae
Molecular function (GO): protein binding
Source: RefSeq, a predicted model, not a curated record